Trichoplusia ni (cabbage looper) is the source of this 2383-nucleotide messenger RNA. RefSeq names its product stress-induced-phosphoprotein 1 (gene Stip1). Gene Ontology annotation, molecular function: Hsp90 protein binding. The transcript is spliced from 7 exons. The coding region runs from base 184 to 1812 and encodes 542 amino acids. Lineage: Eukaryota; Metazoa; Arthropoda; Insecta; Lepidoptera; Noctuidae. The record is from RefSeq and is a predicted model, not a curated record.
CAUUUUGGCGAGAAUUUUCUCGAAUUUGAAGUGUCAUUUCUAGACUUCGUGUUGCUUGUUUGAGCUCUGCGAACAAAUUAGUGAAUUAUUGAGCAUUGUGAAGAGAAAACCCUCAGUAUUUAAAAGUUAACAUUUUAUUGCAAGUGUUUAUUUGAUUUUAUCAAUUGUAAGCAGAAAACAAUCAUGGAACAGGUGUAUCAAUUAAAAGAGAAGGGUAACCAGGCAUUAGCUUGGGGUAAAUUCGAUGAAGCGGUGAAGUAUUAUACAAAGGCUAUUGCCUUAGACCCGCAGAACCACGUUCUCUAUAGCAACCGGUCGGCAGCGUACGCUAAAGACGAGAACUACACUGCAGCUUUAGCCGAUGCUGACCAGACUAUUACCCUGAACCCUACGUGGAGUAAAGGGUACUCUCGCAAGGGAUCAGCUCUCGCAUAUUUAGGGCGGCAUGAGGAAGCCAUUGCAGCUUAUGAAAAAGGUCUGGAACUGGAGCCCGGUAAUGAACAGCUCGCCUCAGGACUGGCCGAGGUGAAGAAACAAGCUGCUGAACUGCAGGUCAAGACAGAACAGCUCUUUGAAAAGCUCAGAGAGCACCCUAAAACAAAGGAAUGGAUGAAUGAUCCGGAAUAUGUCAAAAUGGUUGAAAAACUUGCAAGAAAUCCAUUUGAUGUAUCUGUACAAAACCUAGUUACAAAAAUGAAGGAGGAGAAAAUCACUACCACAAUUGGUAUUAUGUUUGGCUUGGACCUCAAUGUCCCCAUGGACGUGGACCAGCCAGCCCCUGAGAAGAAGGCAGAAGAACCACCAAAGAAGGAGGAACCAGAGAAACCCAAAUAUGAAGAUCUCCCCCAAGACAGAAGACUAGCCCUACAGGAAAAAGACUUAGGUAACGAUAGCUACAAAAAGAAGGACUUUGAGAAUGCCCUCAAACACUAUCAGAAGGCCAAGGAACAUGAUCCCUCUGACAUCACAUUCUACACAAACAUGGCUGCCGUGUACUUUGAGCAGAAGGAGUAUGAGAAAUGUAUUAAGGAGUGUGAGAAGGCUAUUGAUGUGGGCCGAGAAAAUAGAGCCGACUUUAAGUUAAUAGCCAAGGCCUUCACUAGGAUUGGCAACGCAUACAAAAAGAUGGAACAGUGGAAGCUAGCCAAAACAUACUACGAGAAGUCAAUGUCUGAACACCGCACACCGGAGAUCAAGACUCUUCUCAGUGAGGUGGAGAAACAGAUCGCCGAAGAAGAGAAGAAGGCUUACGUAGACCCCGUCAAGGCGGAGCAGGAGAAGGAGCUGGGCAAUGAUUACUUUAAGAAAGGUGACUACAGCACAGCGGUAAAGCACUACACGGAGGCCAUCAAACGCAAUCCCGACGACCCGAAGCUGUACUCCAACCGCGCGGCGUGCUACACCAAGCUGGCCGCCUUCGACCUCGGCCUCAAAGACUGCGACCAGUGCUGCAAGCUCGACCCUAAGUUCAUCAAGGGAUGGAUUCGGAAGGGGAAAAUUCUUCAGGGCAUGCAACAGCACUCGAAAGCGCUGACCGCUUACCAGAAGGCGCUGGAGCUGGACCCCAGCAAUCAGGAGGCGCUCGAGGGAUACCGCGCCUGCUCCACGCAGCUUAACUCCAACCCAGAGGAGGUCCGCAAACGCGCCAUGGCCGACCCAGAAGUGCAACAAAUCUUGCGAGACCCAGCAAUGCGCUGCAUCCUGGAACAGAUGCAGCAAGACCCUCAAGCCUUACAGGACCAUCUUAAGAACCCAGAUAUCGCCGCUAAGAUUCAGAAGCUGUUAGAAUCUGGCCUUAUCGCCAUACACUAGCUUACGAAUGCCUCGUCUAGCGAUUAGUGGUAUAUCAAUAAUAAGUAUCCGAAUCGAGUAGGAAAACUACGAUUUUAGUAGUUUUAUCUCGUUGCUGGCAACGUCUCCAAUCGUACGUGCGAGUAAAGACAAUGUGUCACCAUAUAAGUUAUCUAUGAACUCUGAAGUCAACACGAUCCCAGCUGCACUUAAUUAGUUUUUCUAAUCGAUUCAGCUGCAAGUGUAGUCUCCCCUAUCUCAGAUACUUUUAAAUGGAGAUUGAGUAACUGAUGAAAGCAUUUUCGCCUACCAAAUGUUGAAAGGAACUUAAUUAGGAAUUUAAAAGUCAUCGCUUUUUUACUGUGAUUUUACUCGAUAACUGUUAUGCUUGUCUCAAAUUGUAGGCUUGUGGACCAUUCCAAAGUAUGCUUUUACAGUAAGAUUGUUGCAGUUUGGCCUUUUUUUGGUUCUAGGUUUUAUUUAGCAUACCUACUUAAUUUGAAGAAUAUAUUUAUGCAGAUAUACUGCCUGAAAGAAGGAUUUACAUUAAUAGCAAUUUUUGUAAUUUAUUCAAUAAAGAAGUAUGUAGGCA